Molecule: messenger RNA, 288 nt
Organism: Helobdella robusta
Lineage: Eukaryota; Metazoa; Annelida; Clitellata; Rhynchobdellida; Glossiphoniidae
Exons: 2
Biological process (GO): brain development; central nervous system development; neuron differentiation
Molecular function (GO): DNA-binding transcription factor activity, RNA polymerase II-specific; DNA binding
Source: RefSeq, a predicted model, not a curated record
CUAUUGCCUUUUGGGCUUCGCAAACAGAAGCGAAUAAGAACUGCCUUUUCUCCCGCACAGCUCAUGCACUUGGAGCAAGCAUUCGAAAGCAACAAGUACGUUGUAGGCCAAGAGAGGAAGACUCUGGCCAAGAAACUUCACCUUACAGAAACGCAGAUAAAAGUAUGGUUUCAAAACCGAAGAACGAAAACAAGAAGAUCUUCUGACGGACAUGCUUCAGAACCUGACUCACACGCGGUUGACACUCCGGUUGGUUGCUUGUUUUUGUCAAUGAAGCGAAUCAUAUAA